This is a messenger RNA of Choloepus didactylus (southern two-toed sloth), 927 nucleotides long. RefSeq names its product proteoglycan 3, pro eosinophil major basic protein 2 (gene PRG3). The coding region runs from base 153 to 830 and encodes 225 amino acids. Lineage: Eukaryota; Metazoa; Chordata; Mammalia; Pilosa; Megalonychidae. Gene Ontology annotation, biological process: immune response. The transcript has 6 exons. The record is from RefSeq and is a predicted model, not a curated record.
AGUAUAAGGGCUGCCUCUGGCACCCAGCAGCCAGAGGCACUGAGAGUGGAGGCCUCUGACUCUCAGAGAGUGUCAGGAACUGUGCCAGACCCAAGGACAAACUCCAAGGAGGAAAGGUGGAACUGUGUGUCCUGCCAUAAGACUGAGUGGACAUGAAACACGCCUUCAUCCUACCCCUUUUCCUACUGGGGACAGUUUCUGCUCUUCAUCUGAAGAAUGAUGCCCCACAAAUGGAGAGCCUAGAGACAAUGACAGACCUGAGCCAGGAUCUGGAAGGCUCAGGGAAGCAGGAGGGAGAGCUGGUCAUAUCUGAGGAGGUGAUUUCGUCAGAGGGAGAGGAGGUCAAGGCUUCUGGAUAUGAAGACGCCUUUGAGGAUGAGGAGGCCAUGGAGUCAGACCCAGCUGCCUUAGACAAAGACGUGCAGUGCCCCAGAGAAGAGGACACAGUUAAGCUUCUGGGCAGCCCUGGGUGCAAGGCCUGCAACUAUCUGUUGGUGCGGACCCCCAGGUCGUUUAAAAAUGCUCAGGAUGUCUGCAGGGUAUGCUACCACGGCAACCUCGUCUCCAUCCACAGCUUCAACUUUAAUAAGCAGAUCCAACGCUCAGUCAAAGCACUCAACCAGGGCCAAGUCUGGAUCGGAGGCAUGCUCGGGGGCUGGCUCCUGUGGAAGAGGUUUUGCUGGAUUGAUGGCAGCCAUUGGAAUUUUGAAUACUGGGCCGCAGGCCAGCCUAAGAGUGGCUCGGGCAGCUGCGUGACUCUAUGCACCAGAGGUGGUCGUUGGCGACGAGCUCUAUGCGAAAGGCAUCUGCCUUUCAUCUGCUCCAACUAAGCCGGGGACGCUGAAACCAUCCCUUGGAGCCCCCUCCCUUCACAUGCUUCUCCUGCCCCUGUCCCAGCCUGGGAAUAAAUCCAGACUUCCGGCAGCA